Messenger RNA from Delphinapterus leucas (beluga whale), 2794 nucleotides. It is a transcript of the gene ZNF750, whose product is annotated as zinc finger protein 750. NCBI's taxonomy places the organism in Eukaryota, Metazoa, Chordata, Mammalia, Artiodactyla, Monodontidae. Gene Ontology annotation, biological process: positive regulation of transcription by RNA polymerase II; epidermis development. The record is from RefSeq and is a predicted model, not a curated record. Gene Ontology annotation, molecular function: DNA-binding transcription activator activity, RNA polymerase II-specific; promoter-specific chromatin binding; RNA polymerase II cis-regulatory region sequence-specific DNA binding. Gene Ontology annotation, cellular component: nucleus.
CUACAUUAAAUCCCUCCCACUGGAACAGCCGGCUCCAGUUUCAGUGAGAGCGAGCGUGAGAACAGGUCCUGCUCCGGCCAGGCAGCCACAGCCACGGCUUCCACCUCCCAGCCUCUGCUCCCAGUCCCCAAAUGAACGAGACUUCCCUGGUCACACCCACAGCCCGUGGAGCCGGCUUCAAGUAAAAGCACUCAGACAGGAAAGCGAAGGAGAAGCAGUGACCUGCUUCCUUAAAAAUCACCAAAGCUGAACUACGCAGGAGCCAGCAGGGCUCAGACGCCAAACCGCAGAGGGAAAAUGAGCCUUCUCAAAGAGCGAAAACCAAAAAAGCCACAUUACAUCCCCAGGCCCCCAGGAAAGCCCUUCAAGUACAAGUGUUUCCAGUGUCCCUUUACUUGCAACGAAAAGUCACAUCUUUUUAAUCACAUGAAAUACGGCCUCUGUAAAAAUUCCAUCACUUUAGUGUCCGAGCAAGAUCGCAUUCCCAAGUGUUCCAAACCGAACUCUUCAGACCCUAAGCCAACCAAUCAGUCCGACCCCAUGGCAAAGCCCACCUCCUCCAAGCCCGUCCCAAGUGGGCUCUCACACCUGGACACCAAGCUCCAACAUGGCCUCGCCAAGGAUGACAUCAAGGAAAAUGUGGACCUGCAUGCGUGCGGGCCCCACAGGUGCCCCGGACAGAAGCCCACUCUCCACAAGGAAGCAGCACCCCUGAGUCCAGCUCCAGAAGCCACCGCGGGCACCCAGCCUGUGCUGGAAGGCACUACCCGGCCUUCAGCAUUCAUGCCAGUUGGCGAGCACAGACUCAAAGGGCAGGAACUCACCGAGGCUCCUGAAGCGCUGACCCUGACCCAGCCCCCAGCCAAAGCUGCCUCCUUCCACACUAAGUCUGCCUUUCAUGCCCCUGGCUAUGCGUGGAAAGCUGGCUCACCUUUCCUCACACCUGAGUUUCCACAUAAAAUCCCAUCCACAAAGGGGUUUGGUGCCACUUCGCCGUACGUGCACCCCACCAUCGCAGAGUACCCGCCUCACUUUUACACAGAGCACGGACUGGCCACCAUCUACUCACCGUACCUACUCGCAGGGAACUCGCCCGAGUGUGACAGCCCCCUGCUGUCCAUCUACGGGGCCCAAGACCAAAGACAUUUCCUGCCUCACCCAGGGCCGAUCCCUAAGCACCUGAACCCAGCUCCAUCCACAUACGACCAUUACAGAUUCUUCCAGCAGUAUCACUCCAAUCUGCCGAUUCCUUAUGGAUUUUAUAGACCAGAGUCUGCAUUUUCCUCCUACGGCCUCAGACCCCCACCCGUUGAUGGUAUUUCACAAGAUCAAAGCUCACACCUACUGGAAGAAGCUGCCCUGGCCUACCCGGCCUGGAGUCCAUCCAAGUUAAACUCCCACAAAAAACACACAGAGUUUGAGAAAGAGAGUCUGACUCCCGAGGCUAAAGACCUUUCCAGAGAUGGGCAGAGGGACACGGAAGGGACCAAAAUGAGCCCACGUGCAGGCAGCGCAGCCACAGGCUCCCCGGGAAGGCCGAGCCCCACCAAUUUCACGCAGACAAGCCAGCCCUGUGCCGGGCUGUGCAGCCUCUUGGACAUGCCGGCCUCUGGUGCCCCAGGAAGUCUCCAUCCACCAGAACAGAGCCUCACAGCCUUCAAGCCUGUCAAGAAGAACACGGAGCGCCCACAUUCCCAGGCCCCAGAAAACAGAGCUGCAUCUCCAGAAAGCCUCGAGGCCGUGAACGCAGAUGCUCUGGCUCAGAUGGGGAGCCUGGAAGCUGCACCCUCCAGCCCAGAGGACGACUCCAGGGCAGCCCCUCUGAACCUCUCCACGAAACCAGAAGCUGAGCCGGCCACUAUACACACCACUGCCUAUGGAGAAUUUGUGGAGCCACAGGACGCGCCCCUCAACCUCUCGGUGAAGGACCCCUGCAACGCCCUGACUUCGAGGCCCUCUGUCCGCAGCCGCCCGAGAGGGGCCGAACCCGCGGCUGCCCCCACCCCAACUCCUGCUCCGCAGUUGGAGACAGCAAGUUCUGGGGCCGGGCCCGACCCCAGCUCUGUGGAGAUCCCUGUGCCCAGCCCGGCUGGGAAGGCCCAGGACACACGCUCAGCUGACAGUGACGAGCAGAAGCAGACUGCGGCCGUCGCCCUCUGCCAGCUGGCGGCCUACAGCCCAGGGAACGUCGAGCCCGCUGCCCAGGAGCCUGCCUGCCAGGUAGACGCACCCACCCCCAGAGCCCCUGAGAGCCAGGAGGCUCAGUGCGACCUCAGACCCAAAGGGCAAAAGAGGACGAGCCCCAGGGAUGCAGGGAAGGCCCAGCAGGGAACCAAGAAGGCAAAGCCCAGCGACACAGCCAGAGUGUUCACACUCCGGAAAAGAACGCGGGUGUCUUAGAGCCACCUCUGGCCAGCCACAGGCUGCAGCCACAAGCACGCCUUCCGGUGCAGGCGAGACAGCAGCAAACCUCCAUCUGGCCCUUGCUUUUUUAUCUGGUACAUUUUUACAACGCAGUUUUCUUCUUCUCAACAAAAAAAUUAAACUAAACCUGCAACUCAAUUCAGUUUUGUAAAUACUAAGCAUGAACACUAAAAGGUGCUUCUACUUCUGGUUGUAAAAUACUUGAAUGACUCACACUGUAGGACCUGAUGAAAUGCAUAGGACUAAAAGGUAACUUUUAGGUGUUAGCAUCUUAGAGGAAAUCUCUUUAAAACAUUUUUCUUAUAAAUAUCUCAGCACUAGAACAAAUUGUUUUAACUGUUUUUCUAUUAAAUCUACUGUGUGUUUUGAA